CUCACACCAGCUCACACCAACUCACACCAUCAUCGACCGAUGGACCUGAAGCACAGUUAUGUGUGUGUGUAUUGUGCCAGUGCAAGUUUCAAAGCACAUAGAGCAUUCGUAUCUUGGCUGUCAUGCGGAUUGAAGUAAAUCUAAAUCAAUUUUGUUGCCUCUUGCAUUUUUAAUUUAAAAAAUCAGAUCGAUUAAUCGCAGCUGAACAGCGAUCGACUAAUAGCGGUGAAAACAAAAAUUGAAUCCGGCUACGGAACACUGAGCAAACCUAUAAAAAUGGCAACGAUCGUACCUGAUGUGAACGAAGUGAAAUUGAAGGCUUUGGAAGCUUUCACAUCGAAAUUUAAAGAGCACGCGAACAUUUGUGUCUGCGCACCGGGCCGUGUGAAUUUAAUCGGUGAGCACACUGAUUACAACGAGGGUUUCGUCAUGCCAAUGGCUCUGCCGAUGGUCACGGUGGUGGUCGGAAAGCUUGGAAGCGAUAACAAAUAUAAGAUUUUUUCACUUGAUAAAUCGAUCGGACAGUCAAAUUAUUAUGAAUUCGAAGCUACCUCACGUAAAAAUAUAAAACCAGGGGAACCGAAAUGGGUUAACUACGUGAAAGGAUGUAUAGCACAUUUUGCUUGCGACGUGCCGCCUUUCAAGAUCGUUAUUGCGUCGACCGUGCCUGUCGGCGCCGGUCUGAGUAGUUCAGCCGCUCUGGAAGUAGCUACUUACACGUUCUUGGAAGCAUUGACCGGCGUCAAGCCGAGCAGGGUGGAGGAUAAGAUCUUGGCAUGCCAGCGUGUCGAGCACGAAUUUGCUGGAGUCCCGUGCGGCAUCAUGGACCAGUUCGUAUCGGUGAUGGCCAAGGAAGGUUACGCUCUUCUUCUCGAUUGUAGAGAUCUUACCACCAAGCAAAUACCAAUGUCGCAAAUCAAAGACUACGCCUUUUUGAUUACCAAUUCGAACGCCCCUCAUAAAUUGAGUUCCAGCGCGUAUCGCGAGCGCCGAGACUGCUGUUACGAAGCCGCGAAAAAAUUGAACAAGAAGAGUCUGCGCGAAGCGACCAUCGACGAUAUUCGAGUUUUGGAGGAACAGAAGGCGCCGGAGGAGAUGAUAAAGAGAGCCCGUCAUGUGGUUACGGAGAUCCAAAGAGCGCUCGACGCCGCGGCUGCUCUCGAAAAGGGAGACUUUAACGAGUUCGGACGGCUGAUGAACGAAAGCCACGAUUCGUUGAGGAACGACUACGAAGUCUCGUCCGCCGAGCUGGAUGCUCUGGUCACAGCGGCGAGAGGAGUGGACGGCGUUCUAGGAAGUCGCCUGACCGGCGCUGGAUUUGGAGGAUGCACGGUGACGUUACUGAAAAAAGAAGCGAUCGACGAAGCAGUGAAACGCAUCAAGGCCAAGUAUACUGGAAACGCAGUUUUCUAUAUAGCAAGUCCCGCGAUGGGUUGCCGAGUCUUGGACGUCAAUUAAGCCGCAACGGUCACGAUGUGCAAUUCUAACUUGACAGACUGGUUAAAAGUAUCUCUUUUAAUACUGACUUGUUUUUUUGGAGAAGAAACGACCGUUAAGCACACGAAUUAACUCUUAAACACGUACAACACCGUGCGAGUCUAAAAGUUUAUACAGAAUAUGUCAUUGCCAGUUUAUACAAAUUCACAUCGUUAUACUAUGUAUAUAUACAUUCCUUACGAUACUACUUAUACUUUAACAGACCCUUUCGGCACGAUUGGCUCCAUACGAUUUUUACCAUCGAUUUCACGCGGUGCUGCCUGAACACCGUACAAUUCUGUACGUGAGACAUCGUACGAUCGUCACUGUGCCCGUAGGGUCGAUCAUGUUACCUCGGGACGGCUAUCGAAAUAAACAGUUCUUUCACUGCGA
Ceratina calcarata is the source of this 1869-nucleotide messenger RNA. RefSeq names its product galactokinase. Bases 277 to 1458 code for a protein of 393 amino acids. The transcript has 7 exons. The record is from RefSeq and is a predicted model, not a curated record. Gene Ontology annotation, cellular component: cytosol; cytoplasm. Gene Ontology annotation, molecular function: galactokinase activity; ATP binding. NCBI's taxonomy places the organism in Eukaryota, Metazoa, Arthropoda, Insecta, Hymenoptera, Apidae. Gene Ontology annotation, biological process: carbohydrate phosphorylation; galactose metabolic process.